CAUUGUCGCUGGCUGUAACUCAUCAAAUGAUCAUAGUGCUUGCUGCUGGCGUAUCUACUGUCCUGUUGAAUCAAGUAGACGAGUCUCUUUGUCAUUUCCAACACUCUUAUCUACUGGGUCUGCCAAAGGGUCUAUUUCCUAUAUCCAGCACUCCUAGUCUUUCUUGGUGCUAUCAAUUCUUUUCAAAACAAUCCGACAUUCAUGACAGAGUGUAUGUGGUUGCCAGUGCUCAGAGUUUUAAACCAUAUGAGCGAUGGGCAAUUGAUGUUGGGCUUCCCGCUGGCCAUGUUCUUAGCAUUGGAACUGCCGAGCUACGAGACCCAAAAAAUGCGUUUUUAGAUUCGCUUGGCGUUGCACUAAGAUUGGCUUGUGCACCGACCAACUCUUCAGAUUCACAUACUUUAAUGGGAAUCGAUCAAGAAAUAACAAUCAUUGGAUCGGACUUUUUACCAGAUCAGCAUCUUCUUUCAUCUUGGACUGUAUUACCUCGGCAUGUCUCUGUGCUAGUUUCUUCAACUGGAUCUAGUUUAAUUGCUCUUAAAGUCAGUGCAGAGGUGGUUCCACUUUUACUAGAAUACAUUGAUUUAUGCCAAAUGCAAUUAUGGCAGACAAAAGCGCCAUGUGUUGGGUCGAAUGAAUCUACAGCUCAGCCAACGACAACAUACGACCAGCUAUUAGCAUGGCUUGAUCAAAAUGGAAAACUCUCAAAGCAUAUUCUUCCAGUCGAUGAUCCCAUUUCAAAAUGGAUGGAUCCAGCAGUUUCCCUUGCUGAUUAUCACUCAUAUUGGAAAUCAUUUCAACCCAACUUACCCCGUAUCGUGGCUCCAUUGUCUUGUAUUCCAAAUAUCCAUCAUCGUGUUUAUGCACGCAUUGGGCUCAUGGGCAACCCCAGUGAUGGGUUUUACGGAAAAACUAUAUCCACCACAAUCUCAAAUUUUUGGGCUGAUGUCACUCUGGUACCUAAUGCAGAUUCGUCCGACUCAUCAUGUUGCUUUGUUGCCAACAAAAUAUGCGAUCAUAUCUCAUUUGGAUCUAUUCACACUGCUCAUCAAGUUGCAAAAAUCGAUGGAUAUGACGGAGCAAGCCGUCUGUUGCUUGCAACAAUUCGUAUAUUUGUUCAGCACUGCAAUACAAACAAUAUUCCACUGGUUCGACGCGGUAUGCGCAUCAUAUAUCAAACCAACAUUCCUAGACAAGUUGGACUUGCUGGUAGUUCAUCAUUGGUUAUAGCGCUACUGAAAUCUUUACUGAAAUUCAACAGUAUUUCCGAAGCAACGAUACCUCUGUGGAAGCAAGCCAAUAUGGCUUUGUCUGCAGAGACAGAUGAGCUAGGAAUUACUGCUGGUUUACAAGACAGAAUUGUACAAGUCUAUGGUGGAUGUGUUCAUAUGGAUUUUGAUCGAAAGUUGAUGACCAACCGAUCUUUUGGAGAGUACCAACCACUCAGUACAUCUGGCAUUCCAUUAAAUUUAUGGAUGGCAUUUGUGAGACAACCAAAAGAGUCGGGAAAAGUUCAUCAUACAGUCAAAACUCGGUUUGAAAAAGGCGAUCUAGAUGUCGUUGAAGGAAUGAAACAAUUGGGAAAGCUUGCUGAUGAGGCAAAAACAGCCAUGCAAGUCAACGACAGUUUUGCUCUUGCUCAACUGUUUGAUGCCAACUUUGCACUUCGUCGUCAACUUUAUGGAGAUGCAGUGAUUGGUGUACAGACUCUUCGUAUUAUUGAGCUAGCUCAUCAACAUGGUCAUGCAGCAAAGCUUUCUGGAAGUGGUGGGUGUGUGAUUGGUAUAUGGCGGGAAAAAGAUGCAUCCAAGUUUGUUGCUCGAACUAGAGAGCUACGAUCGGAACUAGAGCGUGAAGGAUUUAUUUUUUGUUUUGUGGAUAUUCCCAAAACAUAUUGA
Messenger RNA from Batrachochytrium dendrobatidis JAM81, 1898 nucleotides. RefSeq lists its product as uncharacterized. NCBI's taxonomy places the organism in Eukaryota, Fungi, Chytridiomycota, Chytridiomycetes, Rhizophydiales. The transcript has 6 exons. Gene Ontology annotation, molecular function: ATP binding; glucuronokinase activity. The coding region runs from base 27 to 1898 and encodes 623 amino acids. The record is from RefSeq and is a predicted model, not a curated record.